Eubalaena glacialis (North Atlantic right whale) is the source of this 576-nucleotide messenger RNA. It is a transcript of the gene RPRML, whose product is annotated as reprimo like. The coding region runs from base 1 to 369 and encodes 122 amino acids. The record is from RefSeq and is a predicted model, not a curated record. The transcript has a single exon. Lineage: Eukaryota; Metazoa; Chordata; Mammalia; Artiodactyla; Balaenidae.
AUGAACGCGAGCUUCCUGAACCACAGCGGCCUGGAGGCGGCGGGUGGCUUGGGCGGCGGCGGCGGCGGCGGGGUCGGCGUGGGGAACCGCAGCCACGGGCUGGGCACGUGGCUGGGCUGCUGCCCUGGGGGCGCGCCGCUGUCCGCCAGUGACGGGGUCCCCGCGGGGCUGGCUCCGGAUGAGCGCAGCCUGUGGGUGACGCGCGUGGCGCAGAUUGCCGUGCUCUGCGUGUUGUCGCUCACCGUGGUCUUCGGCGUUUUCUUCCUGGGCUGCAACCUGCUCAUCAAGUCGGAGAGCAUGAUUAACUUUCUGAUGCAGGAGCGCCGGCCUUCCAAGGACGUGGGCGCUGCCAUCCUGGGGCUGUACUGAGCGCCGCCUCGGCCCGCCCUCGGCAGCUUGGCUGGAAGAAGACGGAGAAGGGAGCCCAGGACCCUGGUUCCUCCUCCCCGGGCUCUGCCGCCGCCUCUCGGCGGGCAGCGCGAGGGGCAGCGACGUGCCUCCGUGCGCCCGGGCCCGGGCCACUGCGGGACCUUAGGCGGCGGCGCGGGAAGGGACUUCCACACCCAACUCGGUCCU